CCUCCUUCUCCCUCUGUUUCUCCAUCAUCCCGCAUCGCGUUAUUCAUCAUCGCGUGGUUACUUAUCUACCGAAUCAUCCAUCUUUACUGAUCAGUGUUUUUGAUCCAACCUUUUGAAGCAGACUCUCGGACUCUGCCUUCCGUUGCUACCAAUCUUGCAACGCCACACCUGGACUCACGUACGGAGUUCAGCUUUGCCAACUUGCCAACUUGCCAACUCGUGUUCCAUUGCUCUAUUCAUCUCGAAUCAACAUGUCGGGUAAGCUGGACAAGUCGCUCGACGAGAUCCUCGUCAACCGUCGCCAGGGCGCUCGUCGUGGCUCUGGUCGCCGCGCGGCUGCCCCCAAGCCCGCCCCUGCUGUUGGCGGAGUGAAGAAGAACACGAAGGCGGUCAAGACCGCUGCAAAGCCCGUCCACCACAAUGGACGACCUAGAGUGACUGAGAGUAAAAUCAUGGUCAGCGGUUUGCCGGCCGAUGUGAAUGAGGCCAAUAUCAAGGAUUACUUCACACAAUCUGCAGGUCCCGUGAAGCGGGUGAUGCUCACCUACAACCAGAACGGCACCAGCCGAGGCAUCGCUUCGAUCGUUUUCAGCAAGCCCGAGACUGCGGCCAAGGCUGCGAAGGAUUUGAAUGGACUGCUCGUUGACGGAAGACCCAUGAAGAUUGAGGUUGUUGUUGAUGCCUCUAGCGCUCCCAACGUUCCCGCACCGAAGCCGCUCGGUGAGCGCGUGAUUCAAAACAAGCCCCAGCCGAAGCCUGCCACAGCCACCAAGACUGCCGGAGCCACGCGCGGGCGUGGUGGUCGCGGUCGCCGCCGCGGAGCUGCUGCUGGCGGUCGUGCAAACCGCCCCAAGCCCAAGACGGCCGAGGAGCUGGAUGCCGAGAUGGUCGAUUACUUCCAGUCGACGGAGAACUCCAACCCCGCCGAGGGUGCCGCCCCUAACGGCAACGCCCAGCCUGCCGCCAACGGUGGAGAGGAUAUGGGAAUGGCGGAGAUCUCCUGAGCGCUUAUGAUACCAUUCCGUCGAGUCUGACGGAGGACCUCUUGUUUCCUUUUCAUGACGUGUUUUUCUAGUUUUUCUACUUCUUGUUAUCGGUUUUCUUUUCGUUUUUUUUUUAAGACGCCCUUUGGGUUAUGAUGGACGGGGGUGCAGAGAAUGUAUGUAUUUAAUAACAGCCGCAAUGAAUGUGGAGAAUUU
This is a messenger RNA of Aspergillus candidus, 1199 nucleotides long. RefSeq lists its product as uncharacterized. NCBI's taxonomy places the organism in Eukaryota, Fungi, Ascomycota, Eurotiomycetes, Eurotiales, Aspergillaceae. Gene Ontology annotation, molecular function: mRNA binding. Gene Ontology annotation, biological process: mRNA export from nucleus. The coding region runs from base 252 to 1004 and encodes 250 amino acids. The record is from RefSeq and is a predicted model, not a curated record. Gene Ontology annotation, cellular component: nucleus. The transcript is spliced from 5 exons.